GACUCUCCAAGAGCCAGAUAUUUCAGUAGUGAAGACUCAAAAAUGGAGAAUGAAACAAAAGCUGCAAGAAGAGCUCACUGUGUGGUGUUGGCAUAUCCAGCUCAAGGUCACAUAAACCCUAUGCUUGAGUUCUCCAAGCGUCUUCAGCAUGGAGGAAUCAAUGUAACCCUCGUCUCUACUCGCUUCUUCUGCAACAAAUUACAAAAGCUUCCAAGUUCCAAUAUUGCCAUCGAGACCAUUUCUGAUGGAUUUGACAAUGGUGGAGCCGCUGAAGCAGAGAACGAGAAAGUCUACUACGACCGAUUCCGGCAAGUAGGGACACAGACUCUUAUUGAGCUCAUUGAGAAGCUCAACAGAACAGGCAGCCCUGUCGAUUGUAUCAUUUAUGAUUCAUUCAUGACUUGGGUUCUUAAAGUUGCUAGGAAAUUAGGGUUAAUUGGGGUGAGUUUUCUUACCCAGAAUCUUACUGUGGAUAGUAUAUAUUACUAUGUGAACAAGGGAAAGCUGCAACUUCCAUUGGUAAAAGAUGAAAUUAUUUCUCUUCCUGGCUUGUCAUCUUUUGAACCUUGGGAUAUGCCUACUUUCUUGUAUGAAUAUGAACCAGGAAGUACUGUUCUUGAUUUGGUGGUGGGUCAGUUUUCAAACAUUGAGGAAGCUGAUUGGAUUCUCUGCAAUUCAUUCUACGAGAUGGAAAUUGAGGUGGCAGAUUGGAUGAGAAAGAUUUGGCUAAACUUGAGAACAGUUGGACCAACCAUACCCUAUAAGUUCUUGAACAAUAAUAAUACACUUGAAGAUGAUGAAGAAGAUUACGGAUUUGCCAUAUUCAAGAGUGAAGAAUGCACAAAAUGGUUAGAUAAUCAGCCAAAACAAUCAGUUGUUUUCGUGUCACUGGGGACUAUGGUAUCUAUCAGCCAGGAACAAAUGGAAGAACUAGCUAUGGGUCUGAUAGAUAGUGGAAUCACCUUUUUGUGGGUGGUGAGAGAAUCUGAAGAAGCUAAGCUUCCUGUAAACCUUCCCAGAAAAUCACAGAAGAGUUUGGUGGUCACAUGGUGCCACCAACUCAAAGUCCUAUCACAUGAGGCUAUAGGAUGCUUUGUGAUGCAUUGUGGUUGGAAUUCAACGUUGGAAGCUUUGAGCUUAGGAGUCCCAGUGGUUGCUAUGCCAUUAUGGAGUGAUCAAAGAACCAAUGCAAAGAAUAUUAAGGAUGUUUGGAAGAUAGGAGUGAGAGUUCAGUUUGAUGAGAAAGGGAUUGUGAGAAGAGAAGCAUUGAAGAAAAGCAUUUGGGAAAUCAUGAAAGGUGAGAGAGGAAGUGAAGUGAAGAGUAAUUGCAUCAAAUGGAAGAAUUUAGCUGCAAUGGCAGUUGGCAGGGGUGGAAGCUCUUGUAAAAACAUUGAAGAAUUUAUGGAUAGCAUGUCCCAUUUAAAGGUUAACGAGCCCUGAGAAUUUCAAGGGUAUGGAUCUUACAGAGUAUUAAAAGAGAGGGUUACAUUAAAAGAUCAGGUAUAGUAGUUAUUAGGUUAAGUGAAAGGAGUUUGAUCAUCCUUAAAUAAGAUUUAAGGUUUGAAAUUUGUAAUGGAUGAGGAAAAACAUGUAUACUAGCUUGGGAAAACUAUCAAUGCUUUAAUAUGAGUUAAUUGAUUGUACUAUGUA
Molecule: messenger RNA, 1650 nt
Organism: Neltuma alba
Lineage: Eukaryota; Viridiplantae; Streptophyta; Magnoliopsida; Fabales; Fabaceae
Product: UDP-glycosyltransferase 74G1-like
Exons: 3
Coding region: 43-1440 (465 amino acids)
Molecular function (GO): quercetin 3-O-glucosyltransferase activity; quercetin 7-O-glucosyltransferase activity
Source: RefSeq, a predicted model, not a curated record